Messenger RNA from Danaus chrysippus (African queen), 417 nucleotides. Lineage: Eukaryota; Metazoa; Arthropoda; Insecta; Lepidoptera; Nymphalidae. The record is from the annotation of a GenBank genome assembly.
AUGGAUCUUUCCCCGGACGAGGAGAAUUUCCAAGGCCGGCUGCUGCAUCUGGCAGCAUUAUGGGAUAACCUGGAACUUCUGCAAGAGUUAAUAGCAACGGGUGCAGAGGUGGACGCCAGAGAUGGUUACAUGAGGAGUGCCCUCCAUGCCGCAGCUCUUGCUGAACAGAGCAGCUGUCUGACGGCUCUAUGUGCUGCCGGUGCAGAUGUUAAUGCCAAAUCCAAUCAGGAAACGGGCGGGAAAACAGCUCUGCAUAUUGCCGCUGAGAGGGGUCACGUGGAGAAUGUGAAGGCCUUACUAAAAGCUGGAGCCGACCAGACAGUGGUGAACUCUGAUGGAGACACAGCCCUGGUUCUGGCUGAGAGGGGCAGGCAUCGGCAUGCAGCGCUGGCAUUGAGGGAGGCUAAAGGUCAGUGA